Dovyalis caffra is the source of this 3645-nucleotide messenger RNA. The record is from the annotation of a GenBank genome assembly. Lineage: Eukaryota; Viridiplantae; Streptophyta; Magnoliopsida; Malpighiales; Salicaceae.
AUGGGGACAAUUAAGCGAUUACCAGAGCCAGUACGCAGUACGAUGCGUUCAGGGAUCGUGGUGUUUGAUUUAACAAGAGUUAUAGAGGAGCUUGUUUUUAAUAGCUUGGAUGCUGGUGCUAAAAAGGUUUCGGUUUACGUGGCUGUUGGGGCGUGCUAUGUGAAAGUUGCUGAUGAUGGAUGUGGGAUUUCGCGGGACGGAUUGGCAUUGCUGGGAGAAAGAUAUGCUAAUGUUUGGAAGAGGGUUAAAUAUGAGCAUCAUAUGAUACCUGUAGAAUACAUAUGUGGGAUUAUUUUAACUUCAAAGGUUCAACGUAUGGCUGACAUGGAUGUUGCUAGUGGAAACUUUGGCUUUCGGGGAGAAGCUUUGUCUUCUAUUGCUGAUGUCUCAGUGUUAGAUAUUGUGACAAAAGCUCGUGGGAGGCCGAAUGGAUAUCGCAAGAUCAUGAAGGGAUCUAAGUGUUUGUAUAUGGAAAUCGAUGAUCAUAUUAAAGAUGUUGGGACGACAGUUGUUGUUCGCGAUUUAUUUUACAACCAACCAGUUCGGAGGAAAUGUAUGCAAUCCAGCCCCAAGAAGAUCUUGCACUUGGUUUCCUUCAAAGUUGUUGAUAUUGAAAGUGAGGAGGAGCUUCUCUGCACACAUCCAUCUUCUGCAUUGUCGCUGUUGAUGAGCAUUUUUGGGAUUGAAUAUUCCAGCUCUCUUCAUGAACUGAAUAUUAGUGAUGGUGUAUUAAAGCUUUGUGGCUAUGUAUCUGAUCCUUGCAGUAAUUUUUCCAUAAAGGCUUUCCAAUAUGUUUCAGAUAUCAAUUCACGGUUUGUUUGCAAAGGUCCAAUUCACAAAUUGCUAAAUCACCUGGCCUCUAGGUUUGAGCAUCCAGAUCCACAAAUGUCUAACAGUGUGUCUCAAAAAGGAAAGAAAAGCAGGCCUCAACCAUGUCCAGCUUAUAUUCUAAAUAUCAGUUGCCCUUUAUCUCUCUAUGAUUUAACAUUUGAGCCAUCAAAGACACAUGCUGAAUUCAAGGAUUGGAAUCUUAUCCUUACCUUCAUUGAGAAAGUCAUGCAACAACUCUGGAUGGAAUCUACCAUUAAUGGAGAAUCCUCAACACAUGCAGCAGAUUCAUUCCAGAAAAAUGACAUCUGGCAGGAAGGUAACAAUAUCGCAUUGGCGGAACAAGAUUUGUCUGGAUUUGCAAUCAAGAAAUGUGAGGUUAAAAAUCACCUGUCUUCUCAUCACCUCCUUUCUUCCCCUUUGACGAUGCUAACCAAAGAGGUGGACCAUCUUUUUCAUGGGAAGCAUGAUAAAGUUCCACGUCAAGAAUUCUACUCGAAUGUUUCAGAACUUGAAGACGAACAGGCUGAUAUGGAAUAUGUUUUUCAGAGUGACUACAUGGCAACUGCAACCAAAGAAAAUUUUUUAUUGUCAGAUGAUUGCUUCUUGGAAGAUAGUUUCAAUACCAGGGAAAGAUUCAGUGAUUGCAUCGAGAGCCAUUUCUUAAGCUCAGAGUGGCAAAACGAGUCCCCUAAAAUUGAAUCUGUGGCAAGAAAUAUAUCUCUUGUGAGUGUUUUACCCUUUGAUCAUUGUGAAUUACCAUUUAGCAAUAGUAAUAAAAAACCCAUGUUACAGAGUUGCUUAUCGCAGAGAAGCCUGUCACAUGAUAGGGAUUUGUUUGCUAGCAAGGAAGCAUUUGAAUUUCUUGAUGAUUGCUACAAGAACAAAAGAAGACGGCUUUGCUCAGAUGAAAAUGUUGGUAUCCCAGAAGGCGAUCAGAGAUUUGAUAUCUUUCCAUGUGCUUGGCAGCAGGACGAGGCAUCAUAUGCUCAGCAGUUGCAUGCAGAUAUUGAUAGAGCUGAGAUGUCUGCAGAUUUUGAUCUCCUGUCAGGAGCUUCUGCAAAGUCAUUUUCUCCAAAUGGAAAGCUCUAUGUCGAAGGGAAAGGUCUUGCAUCUGAUUCAAUCCUACAAACCGAAAUGUAUGGCUCAGGAAGUCAUUCAUCGAAGUCUGAUUGGUGUUCUGUGACUUCAAAUCCUUUUUGCCAUGCAAAAGAUUGGGAUGAUGAGCACUUUCCAGAUGAUAUGGAAAGUGAAAGAAGUAAGAGAUGGAGUAAAAAGGAAAAUUAUUGGCAUUUUCCUGAUAGUUAUGAGAUUAUGUCGAAGCUUUCCAGCCUAGAUAACUGCUUCUCAAGUUGUACAAGCAGUGUGUUAGAUUUUAAAGAUUCAGCUGAUUCUAGCAAAGCUAUCUACAAAUUCCUUCAGUGGCACAAUCAACAUGAUGAAUUUUCUUUACAACAGUCAGAUGUAUCCACUGGUGAGACAGACUGGCUCCUUUUGGAAUCAGGUUCUAAAGAAUCUAAAAGGACUGGCAAUUACGAAAGGCAAGUAAAUCGAUCAAGAUAUAGAGGUUGUGAACAAGAUCAUGUUCCUAACAAACGAUCCAGAAGAAGCAAUUCAGCCCCACCAUUUUACAGUCAGAAUACGAGGUUUGUUUCCUUAAACAACCACUCAAUGAGGAAUGAAGAAAAACCACAAACUCAGCUGUUCGAUAAUGGGCUCACUUCUCCAGAAGAUAAUGACUUUGAGCAUCUAUCUUUCCAGCCUAGUGAAGCGGAGGAAGAUUUAACACGUAGCACCAAAUCCAACGUGAAAGACAUACCAGAUGUCAUGCUGAACAUGAAGGAGAUUCCAAAAGGAAAUACAGAGCACUCCCAACAGCCUGAGGCUUAUGAUUCUUCAGUUGAAGGCUUUAUGCCAAAGGACGCCCACGAGUCAAUAGAUUAUGGGACCAAAUGGCAGAAUGGCAGCAAACAAAUUGCGAAUCACAUGUCAUCCAAUGUUGACAGCCAGCGUAACAUACUUGACAUCUCUUCAGGGUUUUUGCAUCUCGCUGGAAAUUUAUUAGUUCCAGAAUCCAUUCAUAAGAAUUGCCUUCAGGAUGCCAGAGUUCUUCAGCAGGUAGACAAGAAAUUCAUCCCAAUUGUAGCCGGUGGUACACUUGCUGUUAUCGACCAGCAUGCAGCAGAUGAAAGGAUUCGACUGGAAGAACUUCGUCAAAAGUUGAAUGACAAGGUAUUAUCUGGAGAAGCGAAGACAGUUGCCUAUCUCGAUGCUGAACAAGAGCUGAUACUUCCUGAGAUAGGGUAUCAGCUACUUCAUAAUUAUGGUGAACAAGUAAGAGAAUGGGGAUGGAUCUGCAAUAUUCAAGGUUCUGGGACCUUCAAGAAGAAUUUGAAUAUUCUCCACCAGCAAACAACCGUGAUUACACUUCUUGCAGUACCCUGUGUUUUAGGCGUCAAUUUAUCUGAUGGAGAUCUCUUGGAAUUUCUGCAGCAGCUUGCUGACACCGAUGGUUCUUCAACCAUCCCGCCAUCUGUUCUUCGUGUCCUUAAUUACAAAGCAUGCAGAGGUGCAAUCAUGUUUGGAGAUUCUUUGCUUCCAUCGGAAUGUUCGCUUAUUGUUGAAGAGCUAAAGCAGACCUCACUUUGUUUUCAAUGUGCCCAUGGACGGCCAACAACAGUCCCUGUUGUCCGCAUGGUGGCAUUGCAUAAGCAGAUAGCGAAGCUUGGAGUGCUAAAUGACUCGUGGCAUGGAUUACGCCGACACGAACUCAGCCUUGAACGUGCUGCACAGCGUUUAAGUGCAGCUAGAGACUAG